CCAAACGUUUGAAAAAGUAUGAAGACUGUUUUCCUCCUGGUCUUAUGUACAACUACCUUUAGUGCGGGAGAGUCGGCGACAACACCUUCUCCAAUGUCGUGCACUAUGGAUGGAAAUAUAACAUAUACGGGAGUACCAGAUGGGGUUAAGUCGGUGGCAAGUGAUUGUGGGCUUCCUACGCUGAACGUUACUACCCAUACUAUUGUUAUAACAGGCUGUCCGGUGGAUACUGCGGUGACUGUGAACUUGUACAAUACGAUUGUUCCAACUCCUCCUACUCCAACUACACAUCCAUUUAUGAUAGACGGAUCUGGAGCUUUAAACUUAACAUGCACACAAGUCACUAAUGGACAGACGUACACCGUGAAAGUACAAUUUCCAGGAAGUGUUACUCCGACAGUUUUUGCAUCAGAAGAACAAAUUAGCCUGACGAUGUCCCUAACUGACCAUAAUAGCAGCACAUCACCCACUACAGUCGCAUUAGGUCAGACGUACGAUCUGCAUGUUUCCGGUGGAGGUAAAUUUAAUUCUGAAAAAUU
Messenger RNA from Mizuhopecten yessoensis (Yesso scallop), 539 nucleotides. RefSeq lists its product as uncharacterized. Lineage: Eukaryota; Metazoa; Mollusca; Bivalvia; Pectinida; Pectinidae. The annotation marks the transcript as partial. The record is from RefSeq and is a predicted model, not a curated record. The transcript is spliced from 4 exons.